Molecule: messenger RNA, 435 nt
Organism: Trichoplax adhaerens
Lineage: Eukaryota; Metazoa; Placozoa; Uniplacotomia; Trichoplacea; Trichoplacidae
Exons: 3
Coding region: 1-435 (144 amino acids)
Molecular function (GO): RNA binding
Source: RefSeq, a predicted model, not a curated record
AUGGCGGCCAGUAAAUCAAUCCUUCAACCAAUUGCCUCUUUAUUCCGAUCGCAGCGACGGCUAUGGACAAAUUUAGUAUUCAAUAAGCCUAGACUGAGGUAUAGUAGUAAUAAAGCUGACGAUCCUACUUUUAAAGAAAUAGAUACCGUGACUACAUCGCUUAGAAUCGAUGCUAUUGCAUCCAAAGGGUUAGGCAUAUCGCGCAGGAAAUUAUGGGAAUAUUGUUUACGUGGUUACGUCAGUGUCAAUGGAAUCAAGAUCAAAAAGAAAAGCGCUGAGGUCAAAAAUCGAGACAAAGUUAUUAUUGAUGGACCAGGUAUUAAUCGUGGCUACGUUGAAGUCAUAGAAAUUGGCAAUUUAACUAAGAAAGGAAAUUAUCAUAUUCGACUUAAGCGCUGUAAACGUUUACUUAAAGGAAAUGAAUUGGGCCUUUAG